This is a messenger RNA of Spirodela intermedia, 2332 nucleotides long. The record is from the annotation of a GenBank genome assembly. NCBI's taxonomy places the organism in Eukaryota, Viridiplantae, Streptophyta, Magnoliopsida, Alismatales, Araceae.
AUGUGGGCUAAUGUAGUCUCCGGUAAGUAUGAUGGUGACUUGCAUGUUUACGUAGCUAAGGCUGCAUUGGUUAUACAACAAGAUACUUUUCAGGGUAAUGAUGAGCAUCAUGCAUAGUUUCAUUGAUUUGUACAUUUAUUGUUGCUACAUGUCACAUAAAAGCAUUCCUGUUGGCAGAGAAGUUUCCUUCCUUUGCCUUUGUUGAAGGCUACAUGUAUUAGAAAGAUACUUAUUAUUACUGCCACAGGAAAGUUGUAUAGGAGAAGAUGUGCACGUUUUUGUGAUUUUCUUGAAUGUUUCUUAACUUUCUUCCCUGGUUUAGUAUUCGAAAGAAUUUCCAGAUUGAUAAGUAAACUGUUAUUCAAUUAAGGACAUUGGAUUUUUUAUUUUUUCGUUUUCCCUCAGAAGAUUUUGGAGUGGACCCUUCUGCUUAUGGAAUAAUGUUGUUCAUUUUAGUAGCUGUUUACGCUUUCAGGUACUCUAUGUAACUGUCAUCUGUUUAGUGCCAACGUUUGAAACUGUCAUCUGUUUAGUGCCAACGUUUGAAAAAUAAAGCCAAGAAGUCUCUUCUGGCCAUGAUUCUCAACUUCUGCUGCUGGGAGCGUGGUUUGCAACGGUAACAAUAUUUUUUGUUAUGACAAGAUUCAAUCAGAUCCUCCCCGUAUUUCACCUUGCGUUGAAGGAACUCAGAAGAAAGAAUGCUGCUAGCCAUAAUCCUUUAAGGCCCAUAUAUGGUCAGUAUGUAUACUUCUUAAUCUGAUAUAUUAUGAAGCAGCUCACAUUGAUUAUAUUCGCCGUUCGUGAGUUUUCAUUAUGGUUGAUGAAGACCCCCUAACCCCUUGCUUUUUCUUCCACAGCGGUUCAAUCAUCUCUUCUCCAUUCAUCUCCUGAUAACACGGUAGUUGAGGUGCAUAGUGAAGUGCAAGAAGUGGUGAUUGCCCUGGGAAGCAAUGUGGGCGACAGGCUGAAGCAUUUCAAUGAUGCCUUGCAUAUGAUGAGAAAAUCUGGCAUUUGCAUCACAAGACAUGGCUGUUUAUAUGAGACAAAGGCUGCAUAUGUAACCGAUCAGCCGAAUUUUCUAAAUUCGGCUGUCAGGGGCCUCACAAAGCUUGCUCCUCAUGAUUUACUAGCUCUGCUCAAGCAAAUAGAGAAGGACUUGGGCCGAAAGGACGGAAUAAGGUAUGGCCCACGACCGAUAGAUCUUGAUAUCUUGUUCUAUGGAAGGGUAAAGAUUGCUUCAGAGGCUCUGACAGUUCCACACGAGCGCAUGUGGGAGAGGCCCUUUGUGGUCGCUCCCCUGAUCGAUCUAUUGGGAUCUUCUGUGGAUAAUGAUACUGUUGCCACGUGGCAUUCCCUUUCAGGGUGUGACGGUGGGCUGUUUGAGGCUUGGAAGAGGCUUGGAGGUGAAUCCUUGGUUGGUUGUGAGGGGCUGAGGAGGGUUCUGCCCAUUGGAAGCUGCUUGUUGGACUGGUCGAAGAAGACUCAUCUCAUGGGUGUUGUCAAUCUCACUCCCGAUAGCUUCAGCGAUGGAGGAAAGCUCAGUUCUGUGGAUGAUGCCAUCUCACAAAUCAGACUGCUAUUAUCACAAGGGGCCGAUAUCAUUGAUAUUGGUGCUCAGUCUACCCGCCCGCUGGCCCACAGGGUUUCCGUCAGUGAAGAACUAGACAGAUUACUACCUGUCUUGGAGGCGAUUCCAAGGAUCCCUGAGCUGGAGGGGAAGUUUCUCUCUGUGGAUACCUUCUACUCAGAAGUUGCUUCAGAGGCGGUGAAGAGAGGAGUUCACAUCAUCAAUGAUGUAUCUGCUGGGCAGAUCGACUCCAACAUGUUCCAAGUAGUUGCGGGCCUUGAAGUGCCAUAUGUUGUGAUGCACAUGAGAGGAGACCCCUCAACGAUGCAGGACGGAGAGAACACAAGCUAUGGGGAUGUCUGCAGGGACGUGGCUUGUGAGCUGGGUGCCCGUAUAAGUGAAGCAGAGCUCUCGGGAAUCCCUGCAUGGAGGAUGAUUGCUGACCCGGGGAUUGGGUUCUCAAAGAGAACCAGCCAGAACCUGGAGAUCCUCAUGGGCUUGCCGAGGAUCCGUGAGGAGUUCGGCUCAAGAAGCCUUGCUGCCUCGCAUGCUCCACUCCUGGUGGGUCCAUCGAGGAAGAGAUUCCUUGGUGAGAUCUGUGGCAACAGUAGUCCAAUAGAGAGAGAUCCGGCAACAGUGGCUGCUGUCACGGCUGGAAUCCUUGGCGGUGCGAACAUUGUGAGAGCCCAUAAUGUUAGGUACUGCUCGGAUGCGGCGAAGCUCUGUGAUGCAAUGUUGAAGAAGGGCGGAGGUUUGCUUGGCUGA